Molecule: messenger RNA, 1684 nt
Organism: Portunus trituberculatus (swimming crab)
Lineage: Eukaryota; Metazoa; Arthropoda; Malacostraca; Decapoda; Portunidae
Product: protein lifeguard 3-like
Exons: 6
Coding region: 160-1194 (344 amino acids)
Biological process (GO): negative regulation of apoptotic signaling pathway
Cellular component (GO): membrane; Golgi apparatus; endoplasmic reticulum
Source: RefSeq, a predicted model, not a curated record
GGAAAACGAUCAUGAAAGGGACUUGAGAAGAGGCGAGGAAAACAGUCGUCAGUCCAGUCUGACUCAGUCGCCACGGGAAGUGAGGUCACAAGAGGAUCCGAACAAGAGGAGGCAAGGUAGCUGCGCGUCGCUCUCUCCAGGACCAGAGUAGCUGUCAAAAUGUCGGCCCCAUAUCCAGUUAAUCCAACAGCCCCAUAUCCAGGUGAUCCAUCUAAAAGCCCUGCUGGAAAUGCUGGCUGGACCAUGCCUAAUGCCCCUCCAGGAAGCUAUCCAGUACAGCCUGGGUUUACUAAUCCAGGCUACAAUCCACAAGCUCCCUAUCCAGUGCAGCCUGUUAGUCCAGCACAGCCAGGAGCAGCUUUUCCUGUAGAACCACCACCACCAUAUUCUGCUCAGCAGGGAUUUGUUGGCCAACCUGGUCCGUAUGCUCAGCCCGUGUACAAUGCCAGCAGUGGUGAUUUUCCUGUCCAGGAUGGGAACAGAGGAAGGGAAGAAGUGCCAAAGGAUAUGGUGCCAAAUCAGUUUGGUGCAUCCUUCUCUGACAAGGCUGUCAGGCAUGCCUUCAUCCGAAAGGUGUAUCUCAUCCUGAUGGUUCAGCUGCUGAUUACUUUUCUCAUUGUGUCCCUCUUUACUUUCCACACUGGUACAAAGAUGUUUGUACGAAGGAAUGUCUGGGUGUACUACAUGUCCUAUGUUGUGUUUUUGGUCACCUACAUCUCAAUGGUGUGCUGUUCUGGAGUACGCCGUAAAUGGCCAGGCAAUUUCAUCAUGCUGGGGAUCUUCACUCUGGCCCUUAGCUAUGUGACAGGAACUAUUGCCUCAUUCUACGAAACCAGCAUUGUUAUCAUGACCAUUGGCAUUACUUGUGCUAUAUGCUUUCUGAUUACACUGUUUGCUACACAGACAAAAUACGACUUUACUGGAUGUGGAAUAUACUUAUUCGUGGCAGCAAUGGUUAUGUUUAUCUUCGGAAUCAUUGCCAUCUUCACCUACAGUAGAAUACUGUACACUAUCUAUUCUGCUGGAAUUGCUUUGCUCUUCUCAAUGUACCUAGUGUAUGAUACGCAGAUGGUGGUUGGUGGCCGAAAGCACCAGAUCUCCCCUGAGGAGCACAUCUUUGGGGCCCUGGUGCUCUACUUGGAUAUAAUUUACAUUUUCACCAACCUCCUUAAUGUUUUUGGGUCAAACAACUAAAGUUCUCAAUGUGCAUUAUUAACUGUGUAUGUAACAUAGUAUAAUUAGCAGUAGAGCACUGAGAUUGUAUUCAAUAUGGAGUAAUGUGUUUAUUGUAUGCUAACAAGGCUUAGAAUGUAUGCAGCAUGAUAUUAUUGUCAUGAUAUUCUUACUCCUAUUUCAUAGCAUAUAAUAAUGAAACAUAUGAUUAUUAAAGGAAAGAAAAGAGCAUGAAUGAACUUUGGAGCAUAUUAUUCAUACAAAACUACCACCAGUAAGUGCUUUGUUAUCACAUCUUUAUUCAUGCCAGUGACUACUUUGAUAAUGCUGUUACAUUGUUAAGCAAAGUAAGUGAGGCUUCAAAACAGUCACUUCACUUUUUUAAUGUUGCAAUAUGCAUUAAUUGAAAGUGUGUGUGAUCAGCUGCUAUAAUAGUGUAAGUGCUAGUGACAUCAGAGAAGCAUUAGCUACUUGACUGUAACAUCUAUUGGAGACUAAAAUUGCCAUUUAA